AUGUCCAUGCUUGCUGCUCCACGUCGAAAACAAAAGUUAUCAGCAGAUCCAAGAGGAAAUAAUUGGAGUAAAGAUGGGUCUAAGUUUGGUCAGAAGAUGCUUGAAAAGUUUGGUUGGUCAAAUGGAAAAGGACUUGGAGCUAAUGAAGAUGGAAAUGUUGAGCAUGUGAAAAUUUCUUUGAAAAAUGACACCAGAGGUGUUGGAUGCUCCAAGAAUCAUGCAGAUAAUUGGAUAGCUCACCAGGAUGAUUUUAAUGACUUGUUGUCAAGUCUGAAUCAAAAUGGUUCUGACAAGGACAAUAAUGAUGAGGACAGUUCUGACAAGGUCACAGGGUUGGAGAAGAAAUCUAAAGCCUCACGAAGCAGAGUCCACUACCAAAAAUUCACUAAAGGGAAAGAUUUGUCAUCAAAAUCUCAGGAAGAUAUGGCUUGUAUAUUUGGAAGGCGUAAAAUUAAACAGGACACAUCAUCUGAGGAUGAUGGAAGUUCCUCAGAUUCUGAGAAUAAGAUGGAACAUGGAGUUAUCACUGUAAGGAGUACUGAUAGUGUACAGGAUUACUUUGCCAAGAAAAUGGCAGAAAAAAAGGCUGCACUGAAAUCUCCAAUCACUGAGAACCUGUCUCCUCCUGAGGUACAUUCUGAUACUGAAAUACCCAACAACCAGGGUGAAGAAAAGAAAUCUAAGAAAAAGAAAGUGAGAUUCAGUUUAGGUGAAGAGGAGGAUGUCGGUGUUGAUAUGUCAAAAACAAAGAAAAAGAAGAAGAAAAAGAAGAGUAAAGAAAAUGGGGAAAACAGGGAUGAAACAAUAAGUGACUGUACCGCAGAUUUAGAUCAGGUUCAAAGUUCUGAAAACUGUGAUAUCAAUGAUGGUAAGAGGAAAAGAAAACAUUUGUCAGAGUCAGAAGUUGACGUGGAAGUUGAAGUUGUAAAGAGUAAAAAACAAAAGAAAAGUAAAAGACAGAAAUAUACAGAUAAUGGAAACAAUAUGGACACAGAUGGAGCUAAUUCUAAUUCCUUAGAUAUUUUUGAGCAUGUGGAAAGUGAAACCAAGAUAUCAAUAGAAAAUCCGGAGAAACUUUUAUCCAAGAGCAAGGGUGAUUCUGAUGAUGACCACAAGUCAAAGAAAGUAAAGAAAAAUAAAAAGGCUAAACACUGUCAGUCUGAAGAAGAAAAUUCACAGCAAGUGCAGACAGGUUCUAGAAAUAGUGAUAUUCUCAUCGAAAAAGAGUCCUUGGGAGAGAAAACAUUUGAUUCUACAGAGAGUCCACCUGUUCAGGAAUCGGUGAAAUUUGAAAGAGACAUACCCAUAUCCAGCAGCAUUCAACGCAAAUUGGAAAGAAUUAGAAAAGCUAGGAUGAAAUACACACAGAUGCAGAUGUCAAGUGAAAGUAAGGAACCAUCAAAAUCUGAAACAAAGGUACAAAAAAAUAGGUGCACAAAGCACAAGUCUCAGAAAACACAAAAUCCUAGUGACGGCCAAAAAGCUCUGGAAUCUAAAACUAUUUCGUCAAAGAAAAGACAGCCGAAAACCAAAAAUAAUAAGAAAGCCCAGACAGCAAAAUCACGAUCUAGGAAGUCAAGUGACAACAGAAAGAUGUCGAAAUUGAAAAGGACAUCUGGAGAAUGUUAUAACCAACCAUCUAAACUUCAUAAAGAAGUGGUUGAGCAAUCUGAAACGAUUGUUACAGCUUUUCCAGGAUCAAACUGUAUUGAAUUGACAGGUUAUGGAGAAGGUUGUGGGAAGGAUCUGACAGACCAAAUUGUUAAAAAAUAAUAGUAGCAAAGAAAAAAGCUUUAAAAAUUGAAAAAAUAGACUAGAACUGGUUUUGGUCAAAAUUCAUACAAAAGGAAGAAAAGGUUUUAGCUUUGGGGUGGAUGUAUUGCUGUUAUGAACUGUUCCAAAGUAAUGAAUAGCUGCAAGCUAAGUGAUAGAAAUGAUUCAGUCCAGUUGGUCAAUGUUUGAUAGAGAGCAUAGUGAAAUAUGUGAACAUUUUAGAUUCCUUCUGUAUGAAAAACUUUCAAUUUUUAAAAUUUUUUCUUUCUUCCUUUUUUAAAAAGUACUAUGACAAAAAGUCUGAAGUUAGAGCUUUGUGUGGAAAAGGAAUGGAAAAUAUUCUGACUUUGGAAUACAUUGUGAGCUUUUCAUGAAAUUAAUCAUUCUAGGUUAUAAUAAAGAAAUUGACUCAGAUUUCAAAAAUGUUCUUUUCAAUACCCAGAUCUGGUAGAAUCAAACACUAUUCAUGGAUGGAAAGGUCUUCAGGUGCCUUAUUAUAUUUGUGAAUUUCAUUACUCCAGGAUCUCACUUUUCCCCCUUGGGAGGGGGUAAGUUUAAUAUAGU
Ylistrum balloti is the source of this 2337-nucleotide messenger RNA. Its product is annotated as PIN2/TERF1-interacting telomerase inhibitor 1-like. Gene Ontology annotation, biological process: regulation of ribosome biogenesis. Gene Ontology annotation, molecular function: telomerase inhibitor activity; nucleic acid binding. Gene Ontology annotation, cellular component: nucleolus. The transcript is spliced from 6 exons. The record is from RefSeq and is a predicted model, not a curated record. Lineage: Eukaryota; Metazoa; Mollusca; Bivalvia; Pectinida; Pectinidae. The coding region runs from base 1 to 1773 and encodes 590 amino acids.